AACAUGUAAAAAUGUUAUGUAUAAUAAUGUCAGAACGAAACGCAGGCAAAAUGUCAUAAGUGUCCCAUAUGUUCAGGAGUGAAUUAUUAGUUUUCAAGUGAACGUAUUUUCGCUAUAUUAAUUUAUCACAAGUAAACCAAAAUUUUACAGUGAACUAUAACUUACAUAUUUAAGGAAAAUUAACUGCUGAUAACUUUAUUUAAUUGUUUGACCUUUCUAAAAAAAUAAGAAUAACGUGUCCCUCACUUUUACAUUAUUUUACUUUGAAUGCAAAAUUUUGUAUUUAUGCGUGUUUAAAGAUUUAUCCAGUGAGCAAAAAAGCUGUUUUACUGACGAAUCCGCAGCAGAAGAUAACGACGAAUCAACUUCAAAAAAAUUGAAUGUCGUGUUUCCAAAUGUGAAAGUUUUACGUUGUGGCAGAAAAGAAAAGAUUUUAUUGUAAUUAGAAAACUGUAAUGAGUGUCCUGUCUUAAAAUUGAAUCAGAACUUGCUACUUCAACUUUUGUUGAGGCUGAAAAUGACAAUUUAAAUGAAAUGAACCAUAAUAUUUUGCAGAUGUAAAAAGAAGCCCUGUUGAUUUAAAUAAUAUUUUAUUUAAACAAAACCUCGAUAUAUAUCUACAUUUGACAUUGGGUAAUAUCAUUAAUAACAAAGCUCUAGUGAUAAUUCAAAAAUGAGAUACAUUUACUUCAUCGUUUUAUUGUGUAUCUUUAUCCAAUUUACACAACAGUUGAAAAACUAUCGACUACCAAAUGUUACCAUACCACUGAAUUAUAAAUUAAAAUUUGAACCACACCUGUCUCCGAAUAAUUUCACAUUUCACGGCGAAGCAGAAAUUCUCAUUGUACUUUUAUCUAAUACAAACAAUAUAACAUUACAUUCAGUGGAUUUGACGAUAUUUGAAAAUGAAACACUUCUCACUGGGGCAGAAAACACUUUUACACCAACUGAACAUAUUUAUGAAAAAGAGAGCGAAUUUCUGAUUUUGAAGUUUAUCGGUGAUUUAAAACCAGGAAUUUUCAAAAUAAAUUUCAAAUUUCUUGGUGAAUUGAGAGCUAAUUUUUUGGGAUUUUUUUGGGACUCUUAUCACGAUGAAAAUGGCGAUACUAAAUAUUUGGCAGCAACUCAGUUUGAGGCAAAUUACGCUCGCAUGGCUUUCCCCUGUUGGGAUGAACCCGCUCUAAAAGCGAGCUUUGAUAUUUCAAUUAAACAUUUCUCAAAUUAUACAGCUCUCUCGAAUAUGCCGAUAAAAACAAUGAUUUCUAAUACCACUGAUGAUAAAAUUUGGACAGUGUUCAAGCAAACUCCUCUUAUGUCAACAUAUCUAGUUAGUUUUGCAGUUGUGGAUUUUAGCAGUAUUACCAAAACUGGGGGUAACAUUACAAUUUGGUCUCGGGCUAGUAACAUUGACUCAAUGAACCUUGGAUUAAAUGUUGCGUCACAAGCUUUGACCAUUUUAGAAGAAUUCACUGAUAUGCGUUAUCAAUUACCGAAAAUGGAUAUUUUGGCUGUUCCAAAUUAUCCGCAUGGAGCAAUGGAAAAUUGGGGACUGAUUGUAAUUAAUGAGAUGUGCAUUUUAAACAAUAAGAACUCUUCAGCAGUUCAAAAAUUAAAACUUCACCAAUAUAUGGUUCAUGAAUAUGCUCAUCAAUGGUUUGGGAAUUUAAUUACUCCGGCUUGGUGGAAUGAUAUAUGGAUAACAGAAGGACUUUCUACUUAUCUUGAUUAUUUUCUGUCAGACAAGAUCUAUAAUUUUCCAAGAAUGAUGGAUCUCUUCGCUAAACAUGUCGUUGGAGUAAUUGGAAGAGAAGACUAUUUUUCUAAUAAAUUGUUUCGAAAUGUGACAUCAUCAACUGAAGCAUUAAAUCUUUUACGUGUAGUUCAUGAAAAGGCUGCAACAAUUAUGCAUAUGUUAAGUAAUUUAAUGUCGAAGGAAGCUUUCCAAAAUGGAGUUAGAAAAAUUUUGAAAAAAUAUAAAUUGGAAACAAUAAAUACUGCCAACUUUUUACAAACAAUGCAAGAAUCCCUGGAUGAAGGGAAAAUAGUGAAUAAGUAUUUUAAAAUAGAAGAAGUAAUUAUGUCUUACAUAUCGCAAGUAGGAUAUCCUGUGAUAGUUAUGUCGAGAAAUUACACAACGGGAACAAUAACAUUGACUCAGGAGUGUACAGUUUGUCCAAGGAAUAAACCACAAUCAAAAUUCUUCAUUCCAAUUAAUUUUGUGACAAGUUCGUCUUUGAAUUUUUCCUCAACAUUAGCGACUCAUUGGUUGAAACCAGACGAUAAGGAAUUAAUUAUAGAAGGAAUUCAUCCCGAUGAUUGGAUUAUUUUUAAUAUUAAAAAUACUGCCUAUUAUCGUGUGAUUUAUGAUAAUGAAAAUUGGGAGCGUUUAAAGAAUUAUUUGCAUUCGGAUGAUUUUGUACGAAUUCAUGCUUUAAAUCGAGCUCAAUUAUUGGAGAACGCAUUUUGGCUUUAUAAACAAAGAAAAGUUGACAAGGAAUUUUUCCUUACUUUCACAUUGUACAUGACUCGUGAAGUUGACUAUGUUCCAUGGGCUGUUUGUGAUAACAUUUUAACUUAUUUAAAUAACAACGAUUUUACACUUACUAUGAAGAAUUACAUCUUAAAUCUUGUGAAGCCUCUUAUAGAACAUUUGGAAGUCAAACCAAAAGAAAAUGAAGAUAUUUUUACAUCGGAAAAAAGAUAUUUUGCCAUGUAUUGGAAUUCUAAAUUUGACACAAAACGUAGGAUGAACAGGAAUUAUGAGAGGGCUAAAAGGGACUUAAUACCUGAGCAUCAUGUUUUCACAUCUACUGUUAAUUAUUUUGAUUAGGGUGUCUCAACUAAUAUUAAACAUUGACGAAAUCACAAAACCUUCCACUUUUUAUUUUUUAACAUAGUAUGCAUAGUAUGAGAAGAAGAAAGAAAAGUUUUUUAAUACUUUUAAAGUUUAUUGUCAAAAUUUUAAACUUUGGGUAAAGUAUGACAAAACUUUUGACUCCAGACAAAAUUUUGACUUUUACCCUGACACUAAAGAAUAUUCUGAUUCAUUCUAAAAAUCAUUACAAAUUCAAAAAAAUGUUCUAUUACAUUUACUUACGCAUUUUCUUAA
Molecule: messenger RNA, 3109 nt
Organism: Leptopilina heterotoma
Lineage: Eukaryota; Metazoa; Arthropoda; Insecta; Hymenoptera; Figitidae
Product: aminopeptidase N-like
Exons: 11
Coding region: 674-2830 (718 amino acids)
Biological process (GO): proteolysis; peptide catabolic process
Cellular component (GO): cytoplasm
Molecular function (GO): peptide binding; zinc ion binding; metalloaminopeptidase activity
Source: RefSeq, a predicted model, not a curated record